This is a messenger RNA of Puccinia graminis f. sp. tritici CRL 75-36-700-3, 336 nucleotides long. RefSeq lists its product as uncharacterized. Gene Ontology annotation, molecular function: RNA binding. Bases 1 to 336 code for a protein of 111 amino acids. The transcript has a single exon. Lineage: Eukaryota; Fungi; Basidiomycota; Pucciniomycetes; Pucciniales; Pucciniaceae. The record is from RefSeq and is a predicted model, not a curated record.
AUGAGCUCUCCUGUAGUCGUUUACGAAGAUGACGCUAGCUACUGCUCUCAACACCUCAUCGAUCCGCUAUCCAGGAUCGUUAGCGUAAUCAACCUCGCUCUGGGGACCUCCGAAGAAGACGUAAGGGCAGCCUUCUGCGAGUUCGGGAAGAUCCAACACUGCUUUGUACCUCUAUCCGCACCCACCACCGCUAUUGUAGUUUUUUCGACCGUCGCCGAGGCACGGGCCAGCACGAGGAGCAUGGAUGGCGCCAUCGCCGAUAACAAGAAAAUCCGUGUGCAAAGAAAAGGUGUCGCUGCACGAGGAGGCCUGUCGUUACUCUUAAGAAUUGCUUGA